UAUAACAGUGAAUGCAACUACCGUCACUGUGUGAGAGUGUGGUGUUAGAGCGUUAAUGAAAUAAACGACCUGUAUUUGAAUAUGAGCAGAAAUAAUAUGUCACAAAAUGUAUUGUAUGAAUUAAAUGAUCGGUAUGCAACAACGCUUUUACCAUCUACUAUUGUCCUUGGUGUUUUUGGAAUUGUCGGAAUAUUUGGAAAUAUAUUUGUGUUCAUUGUAUAUGGAUGCGGCAAGAAAUUUAAGGACAGAAAAUUCAGGUACUUUGUGGUAUCAUUGGGUUUAAUAGACCUUCUGACUUGCUUAACACUGAUACCAGCCGAAAUUCUAAAACACCGGACCUAUUUCAAUUUUACGGAACGUCACUUGUGCAAGAUGAAAUGUUUCAUGAAUGUUUUCGCGGCUGCCGGAGCGUCUUACUGUUUGAUGUUGGUGGCCGUCGACAGAUAUAUUCUGACCUGUCGACCCAUGCUGUGUAAGAAUGUCCCCAAGAUUUCACAUAGCUGGGCUUGGCGUCUCUGUUUAAUUAUGUUAUUGAUGGCUGUCCUCACAUCAAUACCCGCGGGAGUGCUAUGUGGAAUUACGUAUGACGUCAUUACCGAUGUGUACGGGAACGUUACCGCCGAAAUCUACGCUUGUGAAAGUGAACCGUAUUUUGAGGACGGAAUAUCUCGUUACGUAUAUAGGAUAUUUCUCAGUGUCAUACAGAUUUUAAUUAGCCUGUUGAUGAUAGUUUUGUAUGCGAGGAUAGGACACACAGUGCUUCAAGCCAUGAAGAUCCGCGAAUCCCGAGACCCGCAGGACGUGCAGAUGUACGACUACCGCACCCACUGGGAGCCACGUCCCAAGAAUGGCGGACAACAGCUCGGAACGCCAAUGUGCGGGCCGCAUCACCAAGUUCACCAGCAUCAUCACCAUCAUCAUCACAUUCCGACCAAUAUUAAGCUGCUUUUUAUUGUCACUGUUGUGUUUAUUGUGACGUAUGUAUUGUAUUUAGUGCUCUCUUGGAUAGAUCAGAAACAAUUGACACAGACUCAAUUCUUGGUAUUUUCCAUGUUUUAUAGAAGUUACUUUAUUCACAGUAUCAUAAACCCAAUUCUGUAUCUUAAAAUGGAUAAACAUUUUAGGGGAAAAUGUAGGAGAUUGAUGAAGAGCCUUUUUUGUGUCGAGAAAUUACGUCGAUUACGUCGUAGAUAUUAAACAAACGCACAUGUAUACGUUUUGUGUCAAACUUAGUUGUCAGUGAUUUAGUAUUGUAAUUUUUAAAUUUCCUUCAUGUAUACAAACAGAACACAAGUCCAAUAAACAUCAAAUGAAACAAAUACCGCCUUGUGUCCUUGGACUAUAUUUACGAACGUCUUGGGGUUGAGUUUAAACAUUUAGAGUCAAGAAUACGAUUUAUGUACAAGUAAUGAAAAAUAUAGUAUAUGAUUGUUUUCGAUUAAAUAUUUGCACUUUAUGGUAAAUCCUAUAUUACGGAACGCAUUCAUUUAUAUUCACCAUCGA
Molecule: messenger RNA, 1503 nt
Organism: Mya arenaria
Lineage: Eukaryota; Metazoa; Mollusca; Bivalvia; Myida; Myidae
Product: putative neuropeptide Y receptor type 6
Exons: 1
Coding region: 82-1197 (371 amino acids)
Biological process (GO): neuropeptide signaling pathway
Cellular component (GO): membrane
Molecular function (GO): neuropeptide receptor activity
Source: RefSeq, a predicted model, not a curated record